Molecule: messenger RNA, 2913 nt
Organism: Penicillium pulvis
Lineage: Eukaryota; Fungi; Ascomycota; Eurotiomycetes; Eurotiales; Aspergillaceae
Product: U4/U6-U5 snRNP complex subunit PRP6
Exons: 2
Coding region: 1-2913 (970 amino acids)
Biological process (GO): mRNA splicing, via spliceosome; spliceosomal tri-snRNP complex assembly
Cellular component (GO): catalytic step 2 spliceosome; U4/U6 x U5 tri-snRNP complex
Molecular function (GO): protein binding
Source: RefSeq, a predicted model, not a curated record
AUGGCGUCCGGACGCAAAGAUUUUCUUAGCCAGCAGGCACCGGAGAACUAUGUCGCCGGUCUGGGUCGUGGUGCGACAGGUUUCACCACGCGCUCUGACUUAGGACCUGCGCGCGAAGGCCCGACACCCGAACAGAUCCAGGCUGCUCUGACGAAACGAGCUCAGCUUUUAGGAGCUGCUGCACCCACUGCAUAUGGCAAUCAAUCACGCGAAAAGGGAGGAAAGGAUGACAAAGAAGAGGAGGAAGAUGAACGUUUCCAGGAUCCCGAAAACGAUACCGGUCUGUUUGCCUACGGACAAUUUGACCAGGAAGACGACGAGGCAGAUCGCAUCUAUCAAGAAGUAGAUGAGAAAAUGGACAGACGUCGGAGAAUUCGAAGGUUAGUUGCAUUCCCCAUGCCCUUUUUACAAGAAACAUCUUGUUCAUCGGGCCAAGCCCCGGUUGUUUGGAUAGAUUACCGACUUGAAUCGUUCGCCACCUACAGGGAAGCUCGAGAGCAACAAGAACGCGAAGACUACGAACGAAAGAACCCUAAAAUUCAGCAACAGUUUGCCGACCUGAAGCGAUCGCUUGCUGCAGUUUCCGAAGAGGACUGGUCCAAUCUGCCCGAGGUUGGUGAUCUGACGGGCAAGAACCGACGAGCCAAACAGAACCUACGACAGCGGUUCUACGCCGUUCCUGAUAGUGUCAUCGCAGGCGCUCGGGACUCAGCGCAAUUCGAUACGACGAUUGCCGAAGACGGCGCGCAACCCGGCACUGAGGACAGCGGGGACGGGACUAUGACGAAUUUCGCAGACAUCGGCGCUGCGCGUGAUAAGGUCUUGAAAGUGAGACUGGAUCAGGCUGCACUUGGAUCUACCGCCGAAAGUUCUGGAAGUGCGACCAGUAUCGACCCCAAGGGCUAUCUUACCAGCCUGACUCAGUCAGAAAUGAAAUCUGGAGAGCUUGAGGUUGGCGAUAUCAAGCGAGUGCGUGUACUACUGGAAUCUGUCACCAAGACGAAUCCCAAGCAUGCCCCUGGAUGGAUUGCGCUUGCGCGUCUCGAGGAGCUUGCAGGCCGGAUUGUUGCGGCCAGGAAUAUUAUCGCAAAGGGUUGUGAGCUUUGUCCGAAGAGCGAAGACGCUUGGCUGGAAAACAUUCGAAUCAAUGAAGGACACAAUGCCAAGGUCAUUGCAGCAAACGCCAUUAAGAACAACGACCAUUCUACUAAGUUGUGGACUGAGGCCAUGAAACUUGAAACAGAUACCCGGGCCAAGAAGAAUGUGCUGAGACAAGCUAUUCUUCACAUUCCCCAGUCAGUUCAGAUCUGGAAAGAGGCUGUCAACCUGGAGGAAGAUCCUGCGGAUGCACGGCUUCUUUUAGCCAAGGCCGUGGAAAUGAUUCCGCUGUCAGUGGAGUUAUGGCUGGCUCUUGCUCGACUCGAGACGCCAGAAAAUGCGCAGAAGGUUUUGAAUGCGGCUCGUAAGGCUGUUCCCACAAGUCACGAGAUUUGGAUUGCAGCAGCUCGUCUUCAAGAACAAAUGGGCACUUUCGAGAAGGUCAAUGUUAUGAAGCGUGCCAUUCAAUCUCUUGCUCGCGAGAACGCAAUGUUGAAGCGAGAGGAAUGGAUCGCAGAGGCUGAGCGCUGUGAAGAAGAAGGUGCCAUCCUUACCUGUGGCGCCAUUAUCCUCGAGACUCUUGGAUGGGGUCUGGACGAAGAUGAUGACCGAAAGGACAUCUGGAUGGACGAUGCGAAGUCUAGCAUUGCGCGCGGCAAGUAUGAAACAGCGCGGGCUAUUUACGCAUAUGCAUUGCGAGUGUUUAUCAACCGCCGAUCAAUUUGGAUUGCGGCGGCUGAUCUGGAACGCAAUCACGGUGAUAAAGAGGCUCUCUGGCAGGUCCUCGAGAAAGCUGUCGAGGCGUGCCCCCAGAGCGAAGAACUCUGGUUGCAGCUUGCUAAAGAAAAGUGGCAGUCUGGAGAGAUCGAUGAUGCGCGCCGAGUACUCGGCCGUGCCUUCAACCAGAAUCCCAACAAUGAAGACAUUUGGCUUGCGGCUGUCAAGCUCGAAGCAGAUGCCAAGCAAACCGACCAAGCAAGAGAAUUACUGGCCACUGCUCGCCGCGAGGCCGGCACAGAUCGCGUGUGGAUCAAGAGUGUUGCUUUCGAGCGGCAAUUAGGCAACAUCGACGAUGCCCUGGAUCUCGUCAACCAAGGCUUGCAGCUCUACCCCAAGGCCGAUAAGCUCUGGAUGAUGAAAGGCCAGAUCUACGAGGUUCAAAACAAGUUCCCACAAGCCCGAGAAGCAUAUGGUACAGGUACCCGUGCUUGCUCUAAGUCUGUGGCGCUGUGGCUUCUAGCCUCGCGACUAGAGGAAAAGGCCGGCGCCGUUGUCCGUGCUCGAUCUGUUCUGGAUCGCGCUCGCUUAGCCGUGCCCAAGAGUGCCGAACUCUGGACAGAAAGUGUUCGCGUGGAACGACGUGCAAACAAUAUUGGUCAGGCCAAGGUUCUCAUGGCGAAGGCGCUGCAAGAGGUCCCGGCUUCUGGCCUGCUCUGGAGCGAGAGUAUCUGGCAUCUUGAGCCCCGUGCUCAACGCAAGGCUCGCAGUUUGGAGGCUAUUAAGAAGGUGGAUAAUGACCCGAUCUUGUUUAUCACUGUGGCACGCAUUUUCUGGGGUGAGCGACGACUGGAGAAGGCGAUGACCUGGUUCGAAAAGGCCAUUGUCUCUGAUAGUGACUAUGGUGAUGGUUGGGCUUGGUACUACAAGUUCUUGAUGCAGCACGGUACAGAGGAAAAACGAUCCGACGUCGUUUCCAAAUGUGUCUCGACCGAACCCAAACACGGCGAGGUGUGGCAGUCGAUUUCCAAAGACCCAGCUAAUGCGCACACGCCAACGGACGAGAUAUUAAAAAUCGUUGCUAAUACGAUCAAUUGA